AUGGGGUCAGUUCUCAGAGAUAAUGGGCAUUGUGUUGAGCACGUGUGGAAGGGAAAGGAAACCGGAAGUGACGUAACGCGAGGAACAGGAAAUGACCUCAGCACUUCGGAAGUUUACUCGUUUCCCAGGCGACGACCCUGCAGCUUCUCCAGCCAAGUGGCUGGAGUCGGGAGGCUGGAAAGCGAUUCGGAGAAGGUACCAGCUCAAGGCGGCCGCCACCACAGCGACUCGAGGGGAGUAGCAGACGAAGACGGCGGCCGUCGCACUAGCCACCCCGUGUGGAGGAUAAGCAGCCGACAAGGCCAUUUCGGCACCGAGUCAAGGGAAAGAGUUAGCGACGAUCGGGAGAGAAAACCUGAAGAGGGCGACCGCCGCUCCAGGGUCGCUACGGGAAGCCUAAGUGGAGACGCCGGUUUCUCCCGCAGCGACUUGAGAAGCGUCUGUGAAGACCUCGGCCACCGCCGCAGCGUCUCUCGGGAGGGAGUUAGGGGAGAUAGUGGCCACAGUCACAGCAGCUCUUUGGAGAGGGUUAAGGUAGACCGCAGCUUCUGCAGCAGCGACGUGAAUUUUAGUGAAGUUGGAGGCCACCAAACUAGCGGCUCCAGGGCAACAGCCAGAGAAUACCGUGGCCUCCGCCUCAGUGGUACUUGGGAGGGAGUCAGUGACGGCCGGGACCCGCGAUCUAGUGACUCUGGGGAGACAGUUAGUGACGAUCGCAGUCGACGCCUCAGUGGCUCUUGGGAGGGAGGGAGUGUCGAUGACGGCCCCAGCCUUAGUAGUUCUUGGGAGGGUGUAAGUGAAGACUGCGGCUAUAUAGCCAGCGACUCCUCCGGUGUGAGCGGCAGUGAAGACGCCAGCCGCCGCCUCGGUGGCUUUUGGGAGAGAGAAGGUGAAGACGAAGGUUUCCGCUGCAGCUCCUGGGAGAGAGCGAGAGAAGGCUGUGAGCCCCGUCCUAGCGACAACGAAGAGAGCCGCUGCCGCUGCCGCUGCCGUGGCUCGUGGGUGAGAGCAAGUGAAGGCCUCCGCAGCAGCAGGGGACUGGACACAACUCCCCAGAGUCGGAGGUGUUGCACCAUGCCCGGGGUGGCCAAUUCAGGCCCCUCCACUUCCUCUAGGGAGACUGCAGACCCCUGUUCCAGGAAGAAGGUAUAUUUUGGCAGCAUACAUGAUGCAGUAAGAGCUGGAGAUAUAAAGCAGCUUUCAGAAAUAGUGGAACAUGGAGCCAGCAUUAAUGAAGUUGAUGUUCUCCAUAAGUUUACCCCUUUACAUUGGGCAGCACAUUCUGGAAGUUUGGAGUGUCUUCAUUGGCUGCUCUGGCAUGGAGCUGAUAUCACACACGUAACAACAAGAGGCUGGACAGCAUCUCACAUAGCUGCAAUCAGGGGUCAGGAUGCUUGUAUACAGGCUCUUCUAAUGAAUGGAGCAAAUCUGACAGCCCAGGAUGAACGGGGAUGCACUCCUUUACAUCUUGCUGCAACUCAUGGACAUUCUUUCACACUACAAAUAAUGCUCCGAAGUGGAGUGGACCCCAGUGUGACCGAUAAGAGAGAAUGGAGACCUGUACAUUAUGCAGCUUUUCAUGGGCGGCUUGGCUGCCUGCAACUUCUUGUUAAAUGGGGUUGUAGCGUAGAAGAUGUGGACCACAAUGGAAACCUUCCAGUUCACUUAGCAGCCAUGGAAGGCCACCUUCACUGUUUCAAAUUCCUCUUCAGUAGGAUGAGCAGUGCGACACAAGUUUUAAAAGCCUUCAAUGAUAAUGGAGAAAAUGUACUGGAUUUGGCCCAGCGGUUCUUCAAGCAGAACAUCAUACAGUUUAUCCAGGGGGCUGAGUAUAAAGUAAACACCUUGGAAGAUCAGGAAACUUUAGCAUUUCCAGGUCAUGUGGCUGCCUUUAAGGGUGAUUUGGGAAUGCUUAAGAAAUUAGUAGAAGAUGGAGCAAUCAAUAUUAAUGAACGUGCUGAUAACGGAUCAACUCCUAUGCAUAAAGCUGCUGGACAAGGCCACAUAGAGUGUUUGCAGUGGUUGAUUAAAAUGGGAGCAGACAGUAAUAUUACCAACGAAGCAGGGGAGAGACCCAGUGAUGUGGCAAAGAGGUUUGCCCAUUUGGCAGCAGUGAAGCUAUUAGAGGGGCUACAGAAAUAUGAUAUAGAUGAAGAGAAUGAAAUUGAUGAAAAUGAUGAGAAGUUUUUUAUAAGACAUGGUGUUGAGGGAAGCACUGAUGCCAAGGAUGAUUUAUGUCUGAGUGACUCGGAUAAAACAGAUGCCAGAAUGAGAGCUUACAAGAAAAUUGUAGAAUUGAGACACCUCCUGGAAAUUGCCGAGAGCAACUAUAAACACUUGGGAGGGAUAACAGAAGAAGAUUUAAAGCAGAGGAAAGAACAGCUCGAGGCUGAAAAGACCAUCAAAGAACUGCAGGACCAGCUGGAGUAUGAACGACUACGUAGAGAAAAAUUAGAAUGUCAGCUUGAUGAAUACCGAGCAGAGGUCAAUCAGCUCAGGGAAACACUGGAAAAAAUUCAAGUCCCCAACAUUGUGGCCAUGGAAGACAGCACUUCUUGUGAGUCAAACAGAGAGAAGAGGCGAGUAAAAAAGAAGGUUUCUUCUGGGGGAGUAUUUGUGAGACGGUACUAAUCAGGGAAAUAACUAAAUAAACCUGCUUGAUUUUUCUCUUUCUUUUAAAAAAUUGAUAUAAAUGUAAGUCUAUAAAACUAUCUCAGAAUUACUCUGAUAUGCUUCUGUUCCAACUCUGAAAGCAGAAAUAUGUUACACUAAAGAGAUAUAGAGAUUUUUUAAAUGGCACAGACUCAGUUGUACACCUUCUCCCAAUAUGCUUCUUAUAUAUUGCUACACAGGCAAGUCAAGAGAUUUAUGAGUAAUUAAUUUUACAAGUAUUCACGUAAACUUUAAAAUAUUAGAUCGUAUAGUCAUCAAAAGAAAUCUAGUUCUAGAUGUUAAAAAUUAUUAACAAUUCAACUAUGGCUCCAUUAUGGAAUCAUAUUUCUUUCACUUUCUAGAGAGUACCCUUUACUUCUAUUAGUGUGAAUAUGUUUUUAAACACUUUUUUUCAAAUGACGUAACUGCAAGCUUUUUAAAACUAUAGAGAAGAGGCAGACUGGACAGGAUAAAAAAACACUUGGCUUUAUUUCUUCCUCUUUUCCCCUAGAUCUUAAAGAUUAGUAGUGCUUGGUCAACCAAAAAGCAACUAUGGCUUUUCAGUUCAGUUCUGACUUCAAUUACCUUUUUUCCUACCCCCCUCUAUUUUCUCCUCUCUUCCCUCCAUAGGCUAGCAAAGAUUUAUGACUCUCUUGUGGCCAGCUGUGUAGCUCCUGUCUCCCCCUGAAGAUCUGUUGCUGGUUUAGGGCUUCCCUGGCAGCUGCCUUCCCACCAUUCCACAGUCUGCCUACCCUCUGGACCCCUGCAUGCACUUCAUGUGGACACUAAAGUUAUUUCGACCGAGUAUCAUCAGAACUAGUUUGCCCUGACAAGAAUGCAUUUGAUUGUUGAAACCAGUUCAGCAGAUUAAGGGUCUGUAAAUAAGUGUUAAAAAAUGAACUUUUGCUGCCAAGGUUAAUCCCAGCUCUGCACUGUUGUGUAAUCCUAGGCACAACUACUUAAUCUCUUUCUAUAAAAUAUACCUACCUCAUAUGGCUGUCACUGGGAGAAUUAAGAGAUAGUAACAGAUCUUACACAAAGUGCCCAAUAAAUGUUGACAACUACUAUUAGUAUAGAUUGAAAGCCACAGAAACCACAGAAGUACUAAAAAUAUAUAAGGAUUAUUAAAAGGAUAGGUGAGUCAUUUUUAACAUUUGCUUACAGACCCUUAACCAGCUGAACUGGUUUCAGCAAUCAAAUGGACUCUUGUCAGGGUAAACUAGUUCUGAUACUAGGUCAAAUUGGCUUUGGUGUCCAUGUGAGGUAGAUGCAAGGGUCCAGAGGGUGGGAAGUUUGGUAUAUGGUGAGAAGGCUGCUGCCAGGGAAGCCCCCAAACCAGCGACAGAUCUUCAGAGGGAGAUAGGAGCUUCACAGCUGGCCCCAAGAGAGUCACAAAUCUUUGCUGGCUCAUGGUGGGAAAAGAAGAGAAAAUAGAGGGGGGUGGGAAAAAAGAGGGAAUUGAAGUCAGAACUGAACUGAAAGCCAUAGUUGUUUUUUGGUCAGCAAAGCACAUUUAUUGGGAACUCUAAGAUUUGUGCCAAGCAAGCCCUUAACUAUCUCUGAAUUGUCACGACAGCCAUAAGAGAUAGGAAUAUUUUAUAAAGUAGUUGUGCCUACAAUUAUACAAUGUUGAGCUGGGAUCCUAACCUUGGCAGCAAAAGUCUGCAUUCUCUUAUCAUUAAUGGAAUUUCCAGACCAUUUUCCUCCCCUUCUGGGACUACACAUAGCCUUACUUUUCCCCUCUAACUUGCUGCUAAAGUAAUCCCAAACCUGGAAAUAGUUUAUUUGCCCCAGUUUUCUUUAAUCUCUUUUUGUACCAGUGAGACAGAAAAUACCAGAAUAGUGUUGUAAUAAAAGCAUACACACCCUGUGGCAGAGGUUCCCUGGUUGUCCUCCAAAAUCCAUUCUCCCCUCUUCCAUAGUGGGAAGGAUUUUUCUGGGUUUGUUGCUGCUCACGAUAAGGACUAACUUCCCAGCUUGGCUUUGCAGCUAAGAGACCAAGUUGCGUCCAGAAGGAUGUGAGCAAAAAAUGUUACGUAAAACCUUAGGGCCAUGGCUCUAAAGUCACCUCUUGCUCUUUUCUUCUUCUGGAAUGUGGAUGUGGUGGUGAGUCAGCCACUGGACCUUGUGAAUGAGGGGAACACAAGGAUGGCAGAGCAGUAAAAUAAGGAGCACGGGCCCCGACACGAUAGAGCUGACAUAUUGGCCCUAGAAUGCUUACAUUGGACUGUAAGAGAAAAAUAAACCUAAUCUUAUUUAAGCCAC
This is a messenger RNA of Callithrix jacchus (white-tufted-ear marmoset), 4917 nucleotides long. It is a transcript of the gene ANKRD42, whose product is annotated as ankyrin repeat domain 42. Lineage: Eukaryota; Metazoa; Chordata; Mammalia; Primates; Cebidae. Gene Ontology annotation, molecular function: protein binding. The record is from RefSeq and is a predicted model, not a curated record.